Messenger RNA from Saccostrea echinata, 1779 nucleotides. RefSeq names its product sphingomyelin synthase-related protein 1-like. The transcript has 5 exons. Gene Ontology annotation, molecular function: sphingomyelin synthase activity; protein binding; ceramide cholinephosphotransferase activity. The coding region runs from base 294 to 1523 and encodes 409 amino acids. The record is from RefSeq and is a predicted model, not a curated record. Gene Ontology annotation, biological process: ceramide biosynthetic process. Lineage: Eukaryota; Metazoa; Mollusca; Bivalvia; Ostreida; Ostreidae. Gene Ontology annotation, cellular component: Golgi membrane; endoplasmic reticulum membrane.
GGCUUAAACCAGGUUACACUGAUAAUCUUGUUGUCAUUAAAGUUUUAUAUCUAUAGUGUCAUAUCUUCACGCUUCGUAGUAGAACGCCGGCGCUAUGGUAGAAAUUUAACCCCGAUCUAUUUGUGCAAAUACCUUGACUAAUCAGUUAUUUUUAUUUUGUGUUUCUGAAUGGACUUUUUUCCCAUGUAUAAAUAGCCAUACCCCGUCACGUGCGUUACCUCGCCCUCUCAAGACUCAAUCAUAUGAGCGAGGGAUCAUUCGGGAUGUAAGAAAGAGUCUGUGAAGAAAGUGAGAUGGAGGGGACACCACGCCAUUGGAGCUGCGUCAGGGUGGGGCAGUGGUUGACGGACAGCGGCUUCCAGAAAUACCGCCAAGUGUUCGAGGACAGUAAGAUUGACGGAGAAGCUUUGUUUGACCUGACGGAGGAAGCGAUGGGGAGAGACCCCCUAAACAUUACAGUGUCUAGUGAUGUAGAAAAACUCAGUGCAUGUAUCCAACAACUUAAGCAAGACAUUGCUCAAUUUCCACAACUCACAGCCUACAAAGAUUACCAGGUGUUAGACAUGGAGGACUCGGAGAACAGUUUUGACAGUGACAGAGAACUCUUAAGUAAGACGGACGACAAUCAGAAUACUGUAUAUUAUAGACGCUUCCGCUCAGAUCUACGAAAAGCCCUGUUUGCCAUUCUCUAUGGCACCCUGAGCCAUUUUUUGACUUCUGUCGCCAUUGUGAACGCGCAGGAAAAGCUGCCGGACAAGAAGAAAUAUCCCCCUCUGCCGGACAUCUACCUGGACAAUUUCGCCGUCAUUCCCUGGGCCUAUAAAGUCUCUGAGAGCGUGAUACUGAGUCUAAUCAUACUACUUUUGUUACUCUUAGUCUUCCAUAAGAGCAGACUUGUCAUCCUUCGCCGAACUCUAGUCAUCGCUGGCAGUAUUUACCUCUUAAGAUGUGUCUGUGUGUCUGUGACAAACCUACCUAUGCCAGAACAGCAUUACAACUGUGAUAGAAUGGUGUUCGCAGACUCCUGGAGUAAGAUGAAGAGGAUUAUGGUGGUAUACUCAGGGAUGGGGAUGAAGUUGGGAGGAAUGAAGACCUGUGGGGACUACAUGUUCAGCGGCCACACUAUCACAAUCACCGUGGCAACACUCACCGCCAUUGAAUACACCCCAAAGCGCUAUCGUCUGCUCCACGUGGCCCUAUGGUUGUACUGUUUCUGCGGGAUGUGGGCGAUUCUGGCGUCACACGGGCAUUACACACUAGAUGUGGUGGUGGCAUUCUACAUAUCAUCACGAAUCUUCAUGUACUACCACACUUUCGCACACAAUCUUUCCCUGAUGCGCCGCAGCCGGAAGCGUAUUAAAAUGUGGUUUCCGGUUUUCUAUUUCUUUGAAAAGGAUGAACGUGGAGGGAUAAAAAAUGAGUUUGAAUGUCCGGUACCUAGUUAUGAAAGCAUUAGAAAAUUUAUAAAGGAUAGUCGUGUAGACUUCUGCUUAAAGCGGUACACAGCGUUCCGCCAUUCCUGAUCCUUGUUUUAGAUGUAUAUAUCUGAUCAUGAUUCUAUCAGUCAUUUAUCUACAACAAAAAACGAUGCAAAUCAAUGCAAUGUGUCUGUGUGUUUGUGACUGUGUUAGUAAAGAAUUCGCUAUGCAAUAAUUGUAUAUUUUCUGAGGUAUUUAUUUAUUUAUUUAAAAAGGUGUUGAUUUACUGCUGUGCAUUUCUGAACACGUUUUUUGUGUUUUACAGCAUUUUAACACUGAUUUUAAUAAAAUUGUAAAAGAA